Desarmillaria tabescens is the source of this 798-nucleotide messenger RNA. RefSeq lists its product as uncharacterized. Bases 1 to 798 code for a protein of 265 amino acids. Lineage: Eukaryota; Fungi; Basidiomycota; Agaricomycetes; Agaricales; Physalacriaceae. Gene Ontology annotation, cellular component: membrane. Gene Ontology annotation, molecular function: oxidoreductase activity. The transcript has 6 exons. The record is from RefSeq and is a predicted model, not a curated record.
AUGUCUGCAGCCGGUAUAUCCUCCAGCAAAUCCGUUCUCAUUACAGGCGCCACGUCUGGAAUAGGCCGUGCGCUCGCCUUGGCCAUCGCUGAGCUGCCUUCGAAGCCUCAAGUCAUCGCAGCGGGUCGGCGCCAAGAUCGACUAGAGGAACUCGCGAAGCAUGGACUGGAAUCUCUGAGCUUGGACCUUGCGAAGGACAAAGACGCGCUGAAGAAGGAUUUGGAUAAUGUGGUCGAGAAAUAUCCCGAGCUGGACACCGUCAUUCUAUGCGCAGGAAUCCAGCAUGAAUUCGAUUUCACAGACACUGAGGCUUUCAACAUCGAUAAUUUGUACGAAGAAAUUCAAGUCAACUACACCUCUGUCGUCCUUUCAGUCGUUUACCUUCUCCCCCAUCUCCAAAAACUCUCUGCACAGGGUCGUAAUUGUUCCAUCAUAAUAGUAACCUCGGGUCUGAGCAUGGUGCCUGCGGCAUGGGUCCCCAACUAUUCCGCGACGAAAGCCGCCCUGCACAGCUUCUCGAUGUCUCUUCGCGCCCAAAUGAACGGCACAAAUAUUAACGUUGUUGAAGUCAUUCCUCCACUGGUUGAAUCGGAGUUGCAUGAUGCAUACGGAACGACGGAGAAACUCUCCAAGUUUUGGAUGCCCUUGGAUGAUUUCAUUGGCCAGCUGAUGCCUCAAUUACUUAAUGGUACCGCAGAGGUUCCUAUUGGUAUGGCCGAAACCAUCUUUAAGAAGUUCGAGGCUGGGAAGAUGGAUAUAGCGUUGAACAUUGCGACAAAUCAUAAGGAAGGGAAGUAG